Odontomachus brunneus is the source of this 4743-nucleotide messenger RNA. Its product is annotated as cytohesin-1-like. The record is from RefSeq and is a predicted model, not a curated record. Gene Ontology annotation, biological process: regulation of ARF protein signal transduction. The transcript is spliced from 6 exons. Lineage: Eukaryota; Metazoa; Arthropoda; Insecta; Hymenoptera; Formicidae. The coding region runs from base 617 to 1933 and encodes 438 amino acids. Gene Ontology annotation, molecular function: guanyl-nucleotide exchange factor activity.
ACUACUGACGCGUACGUGUCGUGCCGUGCCGCCUGUAGACGACGGUGCGCUUUCCCGUCGUCGGGGGCCCUCUAGUUGAAUUCAAUAGCCUGAGGAAUGCGGCGAACACUGUCUCCUUCAUUUUUCUACCUGCGUCCGCUCGCGUAGGACGUGAGAAGGACUGCUCUAAGCACACGCGCUGCGCGAGUCUUCCCUCUCGGCGUCUCACUUUUUUGAGACUGCGUCCGUUGCCACGUGCGAUCUCUCCCGAGAGAGGAUUCCUCGUUCUUCCUUUGGAAGAGGAGGAGGGAAAAGAACGGUUUCUUCUUAGCAGAGGAGUGAAACGUGAGAAGUGCGAAGCGGGACAUCGCGAGGUGAAGUGUCGGCGAAGGUGCUCGCGAAGGGUCGUUGCACUUCCUGCGACCGGCCUACGCGUUGUUGUCGUCGUCGGGCGACCUUUGCACCGAGGUUCCGCUUACUCUUUGUCGGCGCGGACGAUGUCGCCCGGUCGUGAUUCCGGUGAACGCGGAGUGCCGCGAGGUGCGCGUCGCUUCUGUUUCCACGCGAAGAAGUGAGGGGUGAAGGGCGAGGGGAGAAAAGGACACCCGCGCGCGUCCGUUAGAAACGAUUGGCGAAAAUGAUCUUCACCGGCCGAUCGGUGGACGCCCUGGACGAUAUGCGGGGUGCAGGUGGUGCGGCCGAUAUCCAGGCGGAAGGACGUCGGGACAUGAAGGCCAUCGCGAUCGCGGCCGGAUGGUUCUGCAGCCUGCGGAGGACCGGCAAAAAGAACAAGAAGAACUACCAGAAGCAGGCGAAGAGCGCCUGGGACCUCAGCGACUUGUCCACGCAACUCAAAGAUGAAUUGGGCGAAGUCGUGGCGGAGAUGGAGGCGAUGGAGGGCGGCGGACUCACGGCCGACGAGACGAAGCCAUCCAACAAGGCCAAGCAAACGUCGAUCGGCCGCAAGAAGUUUAAUAUGGAUCCUAAGAAAGGCAUCGAGUACCUGAUAGAGCACAACCUGUUGGCGCCGACACCGGAGGAUGUCGCUCAGUUUCUCUAUAAGGGCGAGGGUCUCAACAAAACCGCGAUCGGCGAUUACCUCGGCGAGCGGCACGAUUUCAACGAGCGCGUGCUCAGGGCCUUCGUCGAGCUACACGACUUCACGGAUCUCAUACUGGUGCAGGCCCUACGCCAAUUUCUCUGGUCGUUCCGACUACCCGGCGAGGCGCAAAAAAUCGAUCGUAUGAUGGAGUGUUUCGCUCAAAGGUACUGCCAGCUAAACCCAAAUAUCUUCACCAAUACGGACACCUGCUACGUGCUGAGCUUCGCCAUCAUUAUGCUGAAUACGUCGUUGCAUAAUCCGAGCGUCAAGGAUAAGCCCAGCGUGGAGCAGUUUAUUUCGAUGAAUCGGGGGAUUAAUAACGGCGGAGACCUGCCGCGAGAACUGCUUGUGAGCUUAUACGAAAGUAUCAAAACCGAGCCUUUCAAGAUACCGGAAGACGAUGGCAACGACUUAAUGCACACCUUCUUCAAUCCCGAUAAAGAAGGUUGGCUGUGGAAACAAGCAGGUGGACGUUAUAAGAGUUGGAAAAGGCGGUGGUUCAUAUUGAAUGACAAUUGCUUGUACUAUUUCGAAUACACAACGGACAAGGAACCACGUGGCAUCAUUCCGCUAGAAAAUAUUCAGGUCCGAGAGAUUCAGGACCGACACAAACCACACUGCUUUGAAUUGUACGCUGCUGGUUCCGAGUUCAUAAAGGCGUGCAAAACCGACAGCGAGGGAAAAGUCGUUGAAGGAAAACAUACCGUAUACAGGAUGUCUGCAGCUACCGACGAAGAGAAGGACGAAUGGAUCAAGUGCGUACGACAAAGUAUAUCGCACAAUCCUUUCUACGACAUGCUGGCAGCACGAAAGAAAAAGGCACAAAAAACCAAUGUGCACUCGAAGAGUUAAGCGCUGCCAUAAGCCAGAUUUCGAAAGAAGCCUGGCAAUUUAGAAGACUGUUUAUUCGCGAUCCAACGUUACAUAUAGUAUCGUCGGAUACAACCAAAUCAUAGGAUGGGCAUAAGAGCCCAUCGAGAAAGAAAGAGAAAGCACGCCGAAAGCGUUUUACAGAAAAUUCUGAUGGACGCCAGACGUGGUGCCGUAGUAACGUGAUACGAAAUACCGCUGCAGCAUGUGCUUGCAAUACGUAGAAUACGACAUUAACGUAACAUCGUUCGUAGACUGAAUAUCGAAUGCAGAAUUGACGUUCUUGAGUAUCCCACGAAUGCGCAACAAUGAUAAAUAGAUGAAGAUUACAAUAACGAGAACACACAAGGCUGCAAAUACACUGCAAAACGACGUGACAGCAUGACGCUCGAUCAGCAUUAUAUUUAAACAAAGAGAAUCUUGUGCUUUAGAGGCCUAUAGAUAUAUUUCCAUGGAUUUAAUAGGUAGAGUGUCUACAAAGACCUCUUCUUUCCUUUCGUCAUAGAGAAAAUGAGAUGCGCGGCUUCGUAUAUACGGGACAUAAAAGUCUGUACACAAUUAUACAGGAGUAAGUGAUAUCUAUAAAUUGACGGUAAAUUGACAGCAGAAUAGUACGAGCAGGUAUCUGUUUGUUUAAUCUUUCAUACCUUGCUGAAACAGAGAGAAAAUCAAUAAUCUCGAAUGUUAACUUUGUAAUCGCGCAAUGUAGACACCAUUAAUGUUCUUAGCGACAUAUCUAGCAAUAUAAUAUUGCGCGAGUACGACUUAUAUAACAAGCUAUGAGCAGAGAGAACAAGUUUCAUUUUCCGGCAGCUUCAAAACAUCGUGUUGAAGCUCUACCUAACCUUAGGGAGCUGAUAAUACAACGCUUGAGGUAUUUUGUACGAGAUAUAAGUAGUAUCGUUCCGUGCAAAUAAAAAUAUAACGAUAUUCCGUAAUCUCCGAUUACACGAAGGACAAGAAGAGUAAAGACAAGAAACCGAUAGAAAUGAUAUAUUCAUGUGAUAAUUAUAUUCAUUGUGUAUUUAUUUGAACAAACAUGUACAAAUGUGAAACUAAGUGAUAUAUUCUUAGCAUGAGACGGAAUUCUCUUCAGCUGUUCAUGCUUAUAUAAUUUACGAAUGUAGCAUGAUUAGAAAACUAGAGUUUGUUUAAUUCGUGAGACACAUAACACACAGACACACAUGAACAUGAUUCAGUGUAGCGAUUAAAAUACAUACGAUAAGUUCAAAAUAACAUCUUACUAAGAGAUCUGACGGGGAACCUGCGACUCGAUUAUUCUUGAUUUAAGAAGAAGAAAUUAAAACGUUAGAAAGGUAGGUUUUAUGAGAAGUGUAUAUGUAAGUACGAAACGAGUUUGCGCCGUGAUCGUAGCUCUCUUGCAUUACUCCGAAUGAGCAUCAUUUCACACGAAGUUAUCCGUAAGUAUGUUUCAUGUUUUGAUAGAACUUCACAAUUCCUUCGCAAAACUUUGCUUCAUUAGCAUCCGAUAUACCGUUACGUGCUCAGCUAAUGCAAAAUUAGCAACAGAGAAGCAGGUGCCUUUGAGAUCGUCGAGCUAGUCGUAAUAGCUGAUCUGUCAUACACAAGAGACUCGAAAGACACUUUCCUUUGUUACGUGCGAGGAAAGCCAGACAUCGAAAACGCCUUAUUAUAAUACGUUAGAUAAUUAACGAAACAUUAAAGUAAUCAUAGAAGCAGAUAAUAAUAGCGUGUAAUUUUUUGUUUAUGUCAUGCUGUUCUCAAAGAGACCUUAUUCACUCUAUGAAUCAUAAUGUUCCCCAAUUUAUGAUAGAUUCGCGAAGAAGGCAUUUUUUAUAAUAGUAUCGAGGAUAUAUUUGCUGAAAUCGUGAAUUCUUUGAUUUGUUCGAUUUUCCGAUAGUCGUGGAUAUAUGUAGAGUAGAUUCGCCUGGUUUUCUGGUUCUCGUUCCACAAAAAUGUUAGAAACAAUUUGUCCGAUUUUAUGUACACUCUGUUUCAUAUAUUCUGUUUUCAUAUAGUUUAAACACUUUUUUUCUUCGAUGCAGUUUGAAAUGCAGUCAAGGCUCAAUAAGAGAAUUUAAUUUCUGGGAAUUAAACAAAAACAAGUUAUUGGACCAUCGACUGCGUUCCAAGCUGCAUCGAGAAAAAAGGUUCAAAGCGUUUUAAAAUCAAGUAUUUAUGUAAAAAACGUUUUCGAUAUAUAUAUAUAUAUUUACUUGAAUAUUUAAUUGCGAGAUAGAUUUUUGCCAAUAUAUUCUGAAGACGUUUUCUUUUCGUGAACAUGCUGCUUACCGAGUCAUGUAGACAAUAACAUAUUAUGUUAUCAAACAAUAUGUCUAAAACCGUAAAAUGCGUGUUCGAAGAUAAAAGUGAAACAGUUAUGCCGAAUCUUGGAAUCAUUUAUGAACUUGUAAUAUUUCUUUGUGGGAUGUUUGUCGAGCCGAUGUUGUAAUAUAUCCUAUAUCGAAUCGAAUUUAGGAAGAUCGAUUGAUUAUUUGUGCUAGUACAUAGAUUUUAUAUAACUCGUGAGAAUAGUCCGGCAGACUUUCACAUUUCAUUGUCAGCGUUGAUGAGAAUGUUUUGUGGAUUUAUGUGCGCAUAUCAUAGAUUUAUCAAUGAAUGCGGCGUUUCACGAGUAACAUAGUCAUUUUCUAAGAAAUCUGACUCAUGAGAUUAUAAUCUCGAUGAAACACGUCACAAUAAAUCUAUGAUAUAUAUUCUAAUACUGUACAUACACGUAUAAAUAUAUCUCGGUAAAUUAUAAGCGUAACUACGUAUGGAAUAAAGUUAUUUCGUCUUUUCUCCUGUAA